GUUUGAUCCGGGCGUGUCCGGCAGAGCUGGCGCUCUCCACAUCUCACAAACCUCCACUGAGGCCCUCUCACACAGUCAGUCCACAAUGUGACCUAUCUAACUGGGCAACAAAUACCUGGAAGGCAAGAGGAGAGUGUCGGUCUGGGGUCGAAGUGCCAGCGAGAGAACCUUUAUCUUCAUUAACUUCGGAGGGGCCAGAUCGACCCUCGGUGGCUGGGUGACCGUGCGGAGUUGACACUGAAGGUUGGGAGGCAGGGUCCUGCUGAGGGUCGGCGUGUGCCUCCGUCGGAGGGGAGGUUUCGGCAACGGGUCGAGUGAUGCGGGGCAGCAAAGGAGGGUCGCCCCGAGGGCACCGGCAGCGCAAGGACCAGCAGGCGGAAGCCUACGAGGAGGAGAGCGAGCUGCCUGACAUGGUCAUGGAGAUCGAGGACGAUGUGCUGGAGGAGUACAAUGAGUCGAAGGGAACCUACCAGGACAAGAACCAGCGGCUGGCCAAAGCCCUGGCCCUGCUGGGCCUGCUGGUCUGCCUGAUCCUGCUCGGACUGAUGGUCUACUUCGGAGUGACCUAUGAGAAGAUGCGUCGGCGGCUGCGGCAGGCAGGGGUCGGUCUGCAGGAAACGACGGAGCGGUAUCUGAAGAUGCAGCAGAACGCCCGCCUGCAGGAGGAACAGUACUGUGGUCACUUCCGUAACUCCACUCAGCACUGGCUGCAGCUCUUCUGUGAGAAGUAUGAGUGCCCCACCAGGAUCUGCGACCCGGGCUGGAUCCUGUUCGGCAGGAGCUGCUUCCUGUUCAGUAACGUCAGCCAGAGCUGGGAGCAGAGUGGAGAGGCCUGCAUCCAGCUGCAGGGGUACCUGGCCAUUAUCAGCAGCAAGAAGAUGCAGAAGUUCCUGCUGGAGCACAGGAGGGAAUCCAUCUACUGGAUCGGGCUGACGGACAAGGUGACGGAGGGCAGCUGGGUUUGGGUCGACGGCACCAAGGUGGCAGAUGGUGUCAUGUUGUGGGCCAGUGGCCAGCCGGACAACGCCUUCAACAGGACCCUGAGGAUGGUGGAGAACUGUGGGGCAUUGAGCCAGCGUGGGUGGCUGGACGAGGCGUGUGCCCGCAAGUUACCCUGCAUCUGUGAGAAGAGCGCCAUCCGACUGCACCUCGUCUUCCAGCGGGCCCGCCGUGGCUGAGCGGGGCACUCCUCGCUCAGGGAGACGGUGGGCUUUCUGUGGACAUCCUGAAUCCACCCUCCCCAUGGUGCGAAUGGCCACCAACCAAGACUGACCCUUUUCUUCUUUGCGUGCAGCCGCGACAACCCCUCCCCUGACUUUGCUCCCUACCCAUCCAGUCUGCACACCUCAGGGUGGGGAGCGGGACACCACUGACUCUGAUCCCCACAGGCUGAGGAAUGGAGUGCCCCCUAUCAACUCACCUUUGAACAAGCACCACACUGACCCUGCUCUCCCGAGGCGGGAUUGGGCCACCCAACUCCCCCUGACUCUGUGCUCCUCAGGACAGCGAAGUGGAUUCCCCAUCCCAAACCCUCCACGCCACGGUCAAUUCCGACCUCCCCGCAGCACACAAAGGAACCCCUCCCCUCCUACACACCUCUUCUCGGGCUGGGUCUGGGACCUGAGGCAAUGCCUCACUGCAACAUCCACACCCCUCACGCACAUCUACUCUCCUCAUGGUGAGUUACAGGGCAUUUGCCCUCCAUGCGGAGGGGUAUCGGACCCACCCUCACCCCCUCUGCCCUCCCUGGGAUGUGGCCCUCGCCCCCUCACUCUGCCCCCCGUGGGAUGUGACCCUCACCCCCUCUCUCUGCCCUCCCUGGGAUAUGACCCUCACCCCCUCUCUCUGCCCUCCCUGGGAUAUGACCCUCACCCCCUCACCCUGCUCUGAUCUACUUGGGUUUUCAACAGGAUAUGGGACAACCCGUUAUUCUGCUUUGUUUGUGGUGGGCGAGUGACCCCGCCCCCCCUGGCUUAUUUUACUCUCUGGGAAUGGGAUCCAGGUUGCCCUCUCACUCUGCUCUGACAGGACACUGCCUGUGAUUCUGCUGUCCCCUUACCCUGCCUGGUUGCUGACUCCAACCUGAGGGAGAAUGCUUUCGAUCUGUUGAAUAUUAUAAUUAGUUAAUCUGUUAAUUAUUUUCUUGUUAAAAUGUAUCUAUGAAACAGAUUAAAAGUUAGUGUAAUAGUG
Messenger RNA from Hypanus sabinus (Atlantic stingray), 2190 nucleotides. RefSeq names its product C-type lectin domain family 10 member A-like. Lineage: Eukaryota; Metazoa; Chordata; Chondrichthyes; Myliobatiformes; Dasyatidae. Bases 318 to 1178 code for a protein of 286 amino acids. The transcript has 7 exons. The record is from RefSeq and is a predicted model, not a curated record.